Gossypium arboreum is the source of this 1709-nucleotide messenger RNA. RefSeq lists its product as uncharacterized. NCBI's taxonomy places the organism in Eukaryota, Viridiplantae, Streptophyta, Magnoliopsida, Malvales, Malvaceae. Bases 128 to 1480 code for a protein of 450 amino acids. The transcript has 10 exons. Gene Ontology annotation, biological process: DNA repair; mitotic intra-S DNA damage checkpoint signaling; cellular response to ionizing radiation. Gene Ontology annotation, cellular component: checkpoint clamp complex. The record is from RefSeq and is a predicted model, not a curated record.
CCCGCCAAGCGCAAAUCAGAAUUCGCUCUCUUUUUCCGGGUCUAAACUCAAGUUUAGCGGGUUGAGUUUGGCAUUUUCAAAUUUCUCAUACAGUGGAACUCAGAGUUUAAGAAAGAAAAAGGAGGCGAUGGAGCUGAGUCUAAGCGACAACGCUCUCAAAACCUUUAGUCGUUCGAUCACGUGCCUCGCACGUGUAGGCAAUGAGCUCGUCAUCCAAGCUUCUCCUUCUCAGCUUGCACUUCAUACACUCAAUUCUUCAAGGUCGGCCUACCAAUCUAUUACGUUUAAGCCAAACUUCUUUGAUGCCUAUAGAAUUUCUGGUACUCAAGUGCAGUGUAGUGUGCUUUUGAAGGCUGUUUGUUCUGUUUUUAGGACACCUAUUGCAAGUAUUGAUCACUUGACUGUGAAAUUGGCCGAUCCUGAUGCGUUGAAAGUACAGUGGGCUUUGGCAUGCUAUAGUGGUAUGAAAAAAUCAUAUUGGAUUACCUGCAAUGUUGAACCAGACAUACAACACUUGUCUCUUGAUAGGAGAAGAUUUCCAAGUAACUUGGUAGUUAGGCCUCGUGAUCUAAACAGAUUGCUAGCUAAUUUUCAAUCAUCACUUCAGGAAAUUACUAUCAUUGCAACUGAGACAACGUCCUUACCUUCAGAUGCUGCAAGUGAAAUAGGUGGAAAAGCUGUUGAGCUUAGAAGUUAUAUAGAUCCAACAAAAGAGAAUGAUUCCACAUUGCACACUCAACUCUGGAUAGAUCCUUUGGAAGAGUUUGUGCAGUAUACUCACAUUGGAGAUCCUGUAGAUGUUACUUUUAGUAUGAAGGAAUUAAAGGCAUUCCUUACUUUUUGUGAAGGCUGCGAGGUUGACAUACACUUGUUUCUUGACAAAGCUGGCGAGCCGAUUUUGUUGGCACCCAAAUUUGGCCUAGAUGAUGGCUGUGGCUCAAACUUUGAUGUUACACUUGUACUUGCAACCAUGCUUAUAUCACAGCUGCAUGAAGGCAAUCCCUCUGAACUUGCACCAGCUGCUACGACUGUACAUAACCAGGCAAUGCACAGGACAGGGUCCGAAGCACAAGAAGAGAGGGUUAGGCCAAAUGUACCUGAGCAUCCAUCGGACCACACCAGAAUAUGGUCUGACCUCUCAGGAAGUGCAGCAAAAAGCAGUAAUGGGGUUGAAGAAAGGCAAGUGAAAGGACAGCAGAACUUGAAUGCUAGUGAACAGAGGGAUAUUCAAAGGAUUAGCAUGAUGCAUAUUACAAAAGAUGCACCGAUUAAAGAAAGUGUUCCUGCUGCUCCUAGUUUUACCCGCCACCAAGUAGAAAAGGACCAUGAGGCUGGGGCACAAGGUAGGAGCCAGAUUAAUGUGCAUGGGUUAUCACAACGUCAUCCGAGUAAUUGGGUAGAUGCAAAUGAGGAGGAGGAUGGGGAUGAUGAGAACGAAUUAUGUGUUCAGUCAACACCACCAUAUUAUGAAGAACAGUAAUAAUCGGUUAAUGACAUAUACCUCUUAAUGCUAGGUGUUACUUGUUUGAUUUCUCCAAUGUAAGUGCAUGUCUUCUUGUAAGUCAUACCCUUCUUUCUCAUUUAGCUUUCUGUCCUUGAACUAAUUCCAGUAGCUUUUCUUUUCCUAUAAUUGUUCCGCUGUUUGCAUAGAAGGAUCUAUAAUCUGAUAUCCUUCAAAAUGAAUUUAUUAGAAGUACAUUUUUUUAAUA